CUCCUCCCCUCAACAGCCGCCUGGAUCUGACGUUCUUGUCCCGCGCAUGCGCAUUGACAUGAUGGGAAUUUCCAACAGCUGAGAAGGCGUCGCUAGCUACGGCUAUCACUUGUUUAAGUUUGGAGCUGGCUCAGGACAAUCACACCAUUAGGAUUCUGACUUGAUGAGUCCGCGUGACCUUGCAUCACUGCACUUUCUGAUUCCGUGGGAUGUAUUAGCUACAAAGUUUUUUGUUUUUUUAACAGAGCGUGACGCAAAAGACAGUCCUCAAAUCAUCUAAAGCAACAUUGGCUGGUGUCUCUGAAAACAAAUCAGUGUUAGAGCCAGUAACAGAGAUGCCCAUAAGAAGACAUCCGUGCAGCCGGCAGCUGAACCACCACAACUGAGUGUGGCAUCUCUUUGUGGAGAGAAUGUCUCGCUGAGACUCAUUUCUUCUUCACCCUCACUAACGUUAUAAACGUUGAGUGUGUGCUGGUACAUACAAAAAAUAUUGAUAACCCAAAAUGAUGCUUAAAUGUGGCAUCCUUGUGCAGGGUCUGCGAAGGGGGUGAGGCUCUCUCUAAAAAGGCAAACAGCUGACUAUUAGGCUGCUGCAUAAAAUGGAUGCAAAGUUAAAGGAGGACCUCUUUCGAAGGUAUGUGGGGGCACUGGAGCGGCGCCUGGAAGAUGGAGGGGGAAUGUCUGUGAUGGCAAAUCCACAUGAUGGUGACAAAAGGAGACACAAGGACAGCGAGGCACUACUUUCCACAGCCACAGCGCUACUUGGGGCCUAUCAGCCAGAUCCAGGACAGCGUUUCCGCAUGGUGCGCUUUUAUGAAGUUGUUGAAAGUUCGCUCCGCUGCCAAAGAGGAGGCAACCUCAGGAGCUUGGAGAGAGCUUUCCACACACUGGAAACAAUCUGCACCAACCUUUUGCUCUUCCCCUGGAAGAAAGAAUUCAGAUGUAUAAAGACUUUCACUGGCCCAUAUGUGUACCAUCUAAAGGCCGCAAUUUCUGACGCUGAACUCCGAUCUCUAAUGCGCACAAUUGGCUACACCUGCGACCAUGACUCCCAAUUCUAUUUUCAGGAACAUCCAGGAGGCUCGGGUCAUCUCCGCCAGUUGGCUUUUGAGCUCUUCCUGGCCCAGGCGGAGUGUCGUCUUUUGGGAGAGGUAGUGGCUCUGGCCCGCGGUUCCGCAUCAGAGUUGGAGGCCCUGGAACUCCGCAAGGGCUGCCGAGAUGAUGCAGCCGGCUGUGCUGAAGCGCUUCGCAGACGUGACAGCCUUGGGGCUGAUAUGGCUCGCCUAUCUGUGCAGCCUCUGGAUAUUGAGAGGCCUCAUGUUCACCACCUGAGGCGAGGUAGCCGACCGUCAAAGUCUGUAGAUGUGACAGAUGGGGCAGGUCACUGGCACGCAGCAGUUAGUAAACCGAUUUUGAAAGCCUCAUUGAGUCUGAGGAAGGAGCCUCUGUUUGUGGAUGCAGAAGAAGAUAUGAAGGAUGAGAUCAUCAGACCCAACACCUCAACAUCUCUUUUCUCCGUGGCAGCACCCCCGUCCUACAGCCCCAUUGCAGAUUUCUUCCCCACGCAGUCACCCCCCCUGGCUGAUGCUUACACAUCCUACCACCUCUCGUCAUUGGAUGAGAUUGACUUGUACACAGAGCGAGGCGUGGGUGGAAUUGGUGGAAGGCAAACCCCUUCACGACCUGCGUCCCGAGAGCCACGAGACGCCAGAGAUGGGUGGCUGCUCAAAGCCCACGGCAGUGUGAAGUGCCAGGGCUGUGGGAUGGGCUGCUCUACGAUGGCCUCCUGCCAGAGGUGUGAUGUGAUUCUGUGCGCUGCCUGUCACGAUGUUGAGCCCGCUCCUUGCUGUAGCCUGCAGGACUACCACCCCAAAUCUCCACGACCACUGGAUGGAUAUAUUCCUGUGAAGGAAAAGCUUUCUGUCUACUCAAACACUCAUUCCUACUCGCAUCUCCACCCCCACCCCCUCACACUGACCCAUUCUCACACGCAUUCACACCCUCACUCCCAAAUGGUGGAUAAACCUUUGCUGUCUACUAAGUUGUUUCCAAGCAAGUCUGCUGCUUUGACGACGCCAAAGGGAGGCACGAGUGAGCGCAUCAGCAUGGGGGGAUCGCGAUGCGGGUUUUGCAACAAGCCAGGUGCAUCACACACCUGUGUGAACUGUUCUAAGGUGUCAUGUGACUCAUGCAUGGGCUUGUAUGCCAAGGAUAUGUGCACACGUAAGAAUCCCCAGCACAUGUUUGUGCCCAACCAUCAGCUCAACUUUAAAUCUGGCACCAUCUCUCACAUGGUGUAUCGAUGAUCCAGGUAUAGGCUUUGCUUCUCUGCGUUUAGUUUCCUCCUUUAAAAGACAACAUAGUCUUGCAUUUAUGCUUACGAUCACUUGCAAUCUCCCCUUUUAGCUUUUUCAACUCCAUACCAGCUAUGUUCUCUCUCUGUUGGUUAGGCCAUCAUGUUUGCUCAAAGUUCUGGCCUUUUAUCUACUGUAAUACUUUCUUUUGCCUUGCUACCCACUCUUUAAUAGUCAUGUGAUGUUGUAGCACUUUUGCCCUCUACAUGGGAACUUAGAGUUAAAGACCUUCUAAUUACAAAUUCCAUCCAAAAUUAUAUAUACUUCUAAGCUAAAAAGAAAAAAAAUCAUCAAAUAUAAAUAAAGUAUAUGGUAUAUGUAUGUGUGUGCUUGCACGCACCUGUGUGCGAGCACUUAAAAUACCUACAGCGCGAAAAAAUGACUUUUUAAAACUUGAAAAUAGUGAUAAAAGAUACACUGGAAGUUAGUAACCUAAUAGUAUAUAUUUUAAUCUGUAGUCUGUAGAACAAUGUGAGACUUUUGAAUAGAUGAAGACUAAGUUGGAAGUACUGUACUGUAUCUCAAAGGGACUGACUGAGACAAUGAGCAGAUGCCAUAUUCUAUUUAUGAAGUCAUGCCUUGUAAAUGAACCCCCUUUGUUUCUGGCUGACGUUUUACUGCUGCUAUUACCUUAGGAAGUAAAGAGGUUGACCUCUUUUGAGUAAAUAGCUUGUUUGUUUGUGUGUGUGUGUCAGUGUGUCAGUGUGUCUGUUUUAAUUCCAUCCAACCCACGUCAAUUCCAGUACGAUCUCAGAACUUCUGUGGUCCAGGAUGCUGCAUUGUCCCCUCACCAGAGCAGAUGUUCCCUGUAGUCUCAGGUGAAGUCAUAGCAAGUGUCCGGGACACAAAUUAAGUACAUGCAUUACUUCAGGCAUACUCUGAAUUGUUUUAAAAGGUGUAAAAUGAGAAAAUGUCUGAUCUGUCAUGCUUUCUGUCUACCUCAAACUGCUUAACAGAGUUUGACUUUGCAGUCUUUGACUACUCCCUGAAAUGUUGAAAACAAUGUGUACCGUUGAUUACGUAUAAAACUUGGUUAUCUUAACAGGUUUUCCUUACCAAUCCUCUAAUAGAUACAGUUCAAACAGUGCAUGUGAACAAACACCUGUAUGUGUGAUGCAGUAUAAUACUGCAGUAAAGGCUUCCAAUGCCACAUGUGGUUGACUGUUGAAUCAGUACCAUUAUCGUUUUAGGCCGAGGUUUAAUAGACGUCUGUGUCCAUGAUCGCUUAGAACAUUGCACACUCGAGAACAAAUCACCACUGACGACGUGUUUAAUUAAAUGUGACUUAGUGAGUUAAAUGCAUGCUUUUCUGACUGGUGACUCAGAGGGAUUCAUCAUUUGCAAAUGUGCAGCAGAGACCAUCACAAGUACAAACUUGUUCAGAACAUAAAUAUCAGUAAAUAUCAUAAAUAUUUUACCCUAAAUGUAACUGAAAUGCUGCCCAAUAAGACUACAUAUUAAUUAUCACUUAAUUGCUGCUGCUCUGCACUCGGGACAAGUCAUUUGAUGGACAGUUGUAUAAAUCCGGUUAAGGAAAAGCUUUUGAGCUGUUGUGGCAGCUUUGACAGGAAGCCCACUUUUUUAAUGGGUGCAGUUUGCUCUGCUGCUGACAGAUGGCAACAUCCACCCAUGUUAAUGUUAAAUAAUAUAGUGUUAAAACAUAUGUUUGAAAAUGUUAUAUCCUGUGGCCUGUGAUGUCUGUCAACCUUAUUUGGUGCACAUUUUACCUGUCAUUUACUAUAAUCUGAUUUGAGCAAAAAUCCAAGCACAUUUUAGCUUCACAAAGGCUGUUUUUUAGUGUAUGUCCUCCUGGUUGUCAUUGAAGUGUGUAUGUUUAGUAGUGGUGGUGUGAUACUUUCAUGUGUCCCUCUCAGGCUAUUGGUUUGAGCUCAUACGCACCAGCUUCUGGAUAGCUUGGUUUUCCUGUUGAAACCAUCAUCAGCAAUGUCAAUGAUGUAUUGAUUAAUUUAUUGGAACCCAUGUGUAUCGCACAUUUAGUGUUUAGUUUUCACAUUACAGUUAGUCGUUUAAGUGCUUAAACUUCAGUGAGUUAAUGCAGUUUAAAUGUUGGUUAUUUUGAAAGUUAUGUUCUCUUUGGAAAUCAACUCUCAUUGCCUUACAUCAUUCAUCUGCCAUUUUUGUAAACAAUAUCUGCAAAUGAAAUGCACGCGAGUGCGAAUUAAUCACCACACAGUGUUUCAGAGAUGCCUCUUGGUGGCCAUACUCGCUUAAUGUUUGUAAGUCAGGAGUGAUCAGGCUUUUGUUCACCAAAAGACCGUGUUAGGGUAUGAUGUUUGAUUGAACAAACUUGUUUUCAUUCCCUCCCUUUAAGAACUUGAGGUCUGUGUUGUCUUUUUCAUACAAAAAAAACUUGAUAAGUUUUGCUUCUGCUGGAGUGAUUGUUGAGAUGUAUUUUUAAAAAAUCAACUUCAAUCAUUGUAAGCAAAGGAAAACAUUGUAUCACUGAUGAGUGACCCGAAGUGGUGUGCAAUCAUUGUUUUCAUCAGACGCCUUUUAGAUGCUUUAAAUUCUUGUCUAUAAUUUAUAUCGAGUGUAUAUAUACACACACUUGUGAUAUAUACAUGCACAUUCAUUUAGUUGUUCAUUGUGAAUCCUACCAGCAACAAAGGUGACUUUUAGAAGGAUUGCAACCGUGAUGAUAUUGCCAAAUGAAGAACAAGGAUAGAAUCCUGUGAUUUGUCCUGGAUGUCUUGUCAAUGUUCCAGAUAGUAAAUUAUAUGAUUUUGCUAGAGUAUAGACUUGCCUGUAGAUGGUAAUCUUUAUAUGAAGUCUAGAGAUCGACACCUAUGACAAAAACUGCCCCGGCACACCAACUGACACGGUUCUAGACAGCAGACAGCUAUUGAGGUCACUAAAGGGCUAAACAGUCUUCAGGGUUGCUGCUGGGUUGGACUAUUGCGAAAUAUGUACUUUACAUACACCACUGGACAUUAAUUGCGGAUGUUUGGAAAAGCAAAAGCUUUGUUAUUUUGUGGCAUGGAAUACUGUAUUACAUUUUGCUGUUUGAACACAAUUGGUUGAAGGUUGACGCUCCUUUUAACUCUCUGUGUGGUAAUGGUAUAUACUGUCAGGCUAUCCUACCUGACCCACUCCUGGCAUGCUCUCUACAAAGUCCUGCCCCAAAACCCUUCCCCCCCUCCCCCAGACCACCACUCUUCUCUUCUCUCCCCACCCACUUUGGCACUGGAGAUCACUGCACAAUGUCUUUAGGAUCAAUGUGUGGCCACAUAUGAGCGUGGACAGGGAAAAUAGCCAAACUUGUUCAUCAGUGAAAAUAUAUGUAAAUGAAUAAAGCAAAUGUAAAUGAUAUUUUAUAGAAUAAUUUAAGGAAUAAAAUUCUGAAAAAAUA
Molecule: messenger RNA, 5724 nt
Organism: Nerophis lumbriciformis (worm pipefish)
Lineage: Eukaryota; Metazoa; Chordata; Actinopteri; Syngnathiformes; Syngnathidae
Gene: spata2
Product: spermatogenesis associated 2
Biological process (GO): regulation of necroptotic process; regulation of tumor necrosis factor-mediated signaling pathway; protein K63-linked deubiquitination
Cellular component (GO): cytoplasm
Source: RefSeq, a predicted model, not a curated record